Molecule: messenger RNA, 1462 nt
Organism: Phycodurus eques (leafy seadragon)
Lineage: Eukaryota; Metazoa; Chordata; Actinopteri; Syngnathiformes; Syngnathidae
Gene: cskmt
Product: citrate synthase lysine methyltransferase
Exons: 2
Coding region: 250-996 (248 amino acids)
Source: RefSeq, a predicted model, not a curated record
UUUUUUUAAAUUCAAUCAGUCCAAACAUUUGCUUGCAUGCUAAUAUACACAUUAGGAGGGAUGACUGUCAUAAAGGAUAAACCCAAAUCAUUUCGAGCAUAAUUGUCAACGCGUAUCUCGUCACCGGCGAACAAGACAACAACAAAGAUCGUUUAUGUUGGUGGAGCAAAAUGAAACUGGACAUGUUUUGGUCCACGGAUUUUAGGUCCGAGUAAGUGCUCCUCUCGUAGCUCGGACUACUCGGAGGCGAUGGCUCCGCCGUCCAAAUGGUUUUUGACAAAUUGUCGGAUAUUUUCCGCAUGUUUCCGACUUCACUCCUCUCUUAGCUCUGAAAUGAUUGAAAAUAUGGACAAGAAAGCCACCUGGGACCGCGUGUACGCCGACCGCAGCAGCAAGACAAGCACGUUCAAGAACUUCGAGUGGUUCUUUGGCUUCGAAGCAGUGCAAAACCUCAUCGCGCCCUUAUUGCUGACCGAGGCCAGACCCGAGGCUCCGCUUCAAGUCCUGAAUAUGGGCUGCGGCACUUCCGCUUUGGGUCCCUCCGUUUACCAACGCUGCCCCGUGCCGGUUCGGGUCACGUGCGUGGACAUUUCCGCCGUGGCUGUACGGCUCAUGCAGGAGCACGUGCGGGCCGAAGCCGUCCGGCCCGGCAACCGUUCUUCACAGCUGGCCUUUUUGGAGCUCGACUGUACGCAGCUGCACAAACGCUUCGGUCCCACCAGCGUGGACCUCAUUGUGGACAAAGGCACCACGGACGCCCUGCUCAAGUCCAAGGACGGGAAGAGCGGCGCGGGCCUGGUGCUGAAGCAGUGUUUGAAGGUGCUGCGCCCCUCGGGGUCUCUGCUGCAGUUCUCUGAUGAGGAUCCAGACGCCAGGCUGCUGUGGCUGGAGACAGAAGCGCGGGCUGCACGUGUGGAGGUGCAGGAAGUGGGGGACUCGGGGGGAGUUUGUUACUACUGCUAUCGAGUGAGCCCUCGCCCAAACGUGCAGCGCUGACUGUGUGCAUGGUUUGUUCACGUUGCAAUUGGAGUUUGUGGCGCACAAAUAAUAAAAACAAUCUCAAUUCAAUCGUAAGGCAUUUCUGUACAUUGUUGAAGAUGCAAAGCAAACAGUAGACACAUAAUUGAUCGCCACAAAUCUGAAUUCAAAGAUAGACCGCUCAGGGUCAGUACAACAAGCUUCAAACACAACGCCGAUGUAUUCAAGUUAACUUUUGAUAUCGAGAAGACCGUUUGUAAAUGAGCACGAUCGGAGCGUAAUGUUAGACGAUUAUGUCGACGGACGGGCGAGCGCUUCGCUCGUCUUAACGAUACGGUCGCUCAUUUCACACGGAACAAGCUAAAGAAGUCGACCGGCUCCUCGUGCAGCGCGUCUUGGCAGAAGUCAGGAGGAUUGAGCUGAUUGGGGUCGGAAAUGCCAAUGACGUUGUUGAAGAAGCUGUGGAAGCAAAAUAAACGGCCGU